This is a messenger RNA of Pelobates fuscus (common spadefoot toad), 1968 nucleotides long. Its product is annotated as beta-1,3-galactosyl-O-glycosyl-glycoprotein beta-1,6-N-acetylglucosaminyltransferase 7-like. Gene Ontology annotation, cellular component: membrane. NCBI's taxonomy places the organism in Eukaryota, Metazoa, Chordata, Amphibia, Anura, Pelobatidae. Bases 492 to 1784 code for a protein of 430 amino acids. The transcript has 4 exons. The record is from RefSeq and is a predicted model, not a curated record. Gene Ontology annotation, molecular function: acetylglucosaminyltransferase activity.
UGUAACAUAAUCUCGCUGCAAAGGGUGGCAGGUAACCAGCAGCUUCAAAGUCACACAAAUCUACCUCUACGCAAAAGCUCUGUCUCGGAGUGCAACAGAUUACAUCAGAUGGGACCAUCGGCUGGAAGGAUCUUGAAACAUCUUUCAGCAGAGCUUCCAUGCAAAUUGCCCAGGCGGUGUGUUUUUAAUGAUAUCCUGAAGGACACGCAGCACAGCUCUGCUCCCGUGAGGGUGUGAAUGGAAAGGCUGCAGGUGUGCAGUUAACCAGGACCAGUUGCUCCAACUCUACAGAGAUACAACCAGGUUGAAUUCACACCCAACAGAUUAUGGCAAUUUCAAUAGCCGCUGUAAAUGGUUGGGCUAUCUGGAAUAUUUUUUUCAUGCGCAAAUAAAAUUCUUUGAACGUCAGAGCAAAACUUGUUUGGCUCUUUUGUCAAGCCUCUGAGGGAGAUGUAGAGGGAUGCAGAAGAUCCACAAGUGGAGUGAAGAAAAUGAGCCAACUUGGUGCCACCAAAUCUGGAUUUAUUUUAUGUAUUGGGGUCUGCAUUUUGCUGUUUACGCUUAGCAAUAUUAAGGAUCUGGAUGAGGAAAAACAAUUUGCUCCUGAAAUAAAAGAAUGUGGGUUUUAUCCAGGGGAACUUUGUAGCGCUAUUCUUGAAGGCAAGACAGCCGCUUUGACAGUAGGGAACAUUUGUCAAUCAUUACUCCGUUCAUCGCACGAUCAAGGCCCAACAUGUUUGCAAACUACCACCAACUGCACUACAAUAAUCCAGGACUUGAACUUCAUAACAGAGCCACUUUCAAAAGAGGAAGUGGAUUAUCCCUUGGCAUACAUAAUAACGAUACAUAAGAAGCUGGAUAUGUUUGUGAAACUUCUCAGAGCCAUAUAUGCUCCUCAGAAUGUUUACUGCAUACACAUCGACAAGAAGUCCUCAAAGAGCUACAGUCGAACAGUCCGGAAGUUGACUGGUUGCUUCAGUAAUAUCAUAAUUUCUUCAAAGCAAGAGACCGUGGUGUAUGCAGGAUUUUCACGCCUGAAAGCAGAUAUUAAUUGCAUGGAGGAUCUGAUUGAAUCAGAUAAUCAGUGGAGACACGUUAUUAACCUAUGUGGCCAAGAUUUCCCCAUCAGAACCAAUCGAGAAAUUGUAAAGUACUUAAAAACCCAAUGGAAUGGUCGUAACUUGACUCCUGGAGUGAUACAGCCACCACACAUGAAGUACAGGACAAGCAUAAGUUACCAAGAGUUCCAACAUAUAGGGAUGGCUUAUGUUUCCCAAACUUCAAAGGCAAAAUCAAGCCCACCACACAAUAUAACCCUGUUCUUUGGAACAGCUUAUUAUGCAUUAACGCGGGACUUUGUAAGGUUUGUGCUGUCUGAUCAACACGCAAAGGAUCUCCUCGAGUGGUCAAGAGACACGUACAGUCCCGACGAGCAUUACUGGGUGACACUUAACCGGAUGAAAGAUGUCCCAGGUUCCACUCCUAAUGCGCAAUGGGAGGGGAAUAUCAGAGCGGUGAAAUGGAAAGAUCAAGAAGGCGUGUCUCAUCCCGGAUGCUUUGGACAAUAUGUUCGAGAUAUCUGUGUAUACGGACUUGGAGAUCUACCGUGGAUCAUUGAGUCACCGCAUUUGUUUGCCAAUAAGUUUGACCCUGGAUUGCACCCGCUGGUGACAGAUUGUUUGGAGAGACAUUACAGGCUCAGAGUUCUAGAACAAGCAGAGGUGGAAAUAGAUCCAAACUGGUAUUUGGAAGACAACUACACCAGGAAGCCUGCCAACACCUGACCUAAAUCAUGUACUACGACAAAGGACGUCCAGUUACAACUUUACAGGGAGUACAAACUUUGUGACGUACAUCAUGACAAACGUAUACACAAUAUAACACAGUGUUUGACUAGGCAAACACACAUUCUGAUGGUUGUCAGGCUUGAAUCUGGCACACGUAAUUAAGUGAUCCAGCCAUGAUCUC